Messenger RNA from Plenodomus lingam JN3, 240 nucleotides. The record is from RefSeq and is a predicted model, not a curated record. Lineage: Eukaryota; Fungi; Ascomycota; Dothideomycetes; Pleosporales; Leptosphaeriaceae.
AUGCAGUCGCGGUAUCAUGCCCCGCUGAAGUUACUGCAAAUCUGUAUCGCAAGAGGAAGCUCGAAACCUGGGACCAAGACGCCAAAGAUUGUGAGGUGCAUGAAUCGUCAUGCUUGCUGCAUGGCUCGCUUGGCGAUGUUCCGAUGCGCGGGGUUGCAUCGUUACUAUACUAUCGAACCUCCUUGGAGUGAAGUGAUGUCGAGAUUUCGACAAAAGCUCAAGGAAGUCCUUCAUUACUAG